GAGAGUCGCGAUCUCUUCAAUCAGGUCUCGGCUCUCCAGCUUCAAAUGACCAAUCUACAAACAGAGUUUAUGCACUCUGCCAGUCCUCUGGUGAAGACCAGUUUUCCUUCCAUCAAUUGCUCUAAUGAUCUCCACUUUGAAGAAGCCAAAUUGAUCACUACGCUAGAUAACAGGCCAGAAUCGGCCACCAAAAAAGAAAUUCCGACAGUUUUAGAUGAGAGCCUUCGACAAAAUUUGCCCAGCCAUAUAGUGAGUGUUAGCACAAAUUGUGUAACUAGCUGCUCGGCUUCUUCGUUAGAGGAAUCGGGCUGUCUCAGACGAAACCUCUCUGCUUCAAAUGGACAUUCGAGUGGAGAGCCUGAGAUCAUCGGUCAGAGCCAAUCGGCCCCUAACCCUGCUGGAUUCACGAUCCAAGCACCCGGCCUUAUCGACGCCGACCGACACCAUAUGUCUGUUGAGCUAGCAGAGGCCAAAGCGCGCAUCCGGCGGCUUCGUGUUGAAAUGUUCUUUCUAUGUAUUUUCUUCCAUCUGUAA
This is a messenger RNA of Protopolystoma xenopodis, 534 nucleotides long. The record is from the annotation of a GenBank genome assembly. NCBI's taxonomy places the organism in Eukaryota, Metazoa, Platyhelminthes, Monogenea, Polystomatidea, Polystomatidae.